This is a messenger RNA of Penaeus vannamei (Pacific white shrimp), 831 nucleotides long. The record is from RefSeq and is a predicted model, not a curated record. NCBI's taxonomy places the organism in Eukaryota, Metazoa, Arthropoda, Malacostraca, Decapoda, Penaeidae.
AUGAUCCAGAUUCCAGUGAAAUUAUCACUACCAUCCACCAUCAAAAAGAGCCUAUCACACAGUCUACCCUCAAAAGGACCAUUCAUUACCACGUCACAACAUGACCAACACCACAACCACGUCACAAACCAUGGACACACCACACCCACGUCACAACUGGGACACCACCACACCUACCACGUUCACAACAUGGACCACACCACACCACGUUACACACAACAACGACCCCACACACACAACCUCGUUACACGUCACAACAUGGACACACCACACCUCGUUACACGUCACGACACCACACCUCGUUACACGUCACAACAUGGGACACACCACAUGUUACACCACAACACACACCACACGUUACACGUCACAACCAUGGACACACCAACACGUUACACGUCACAACAUGGACACACCACACCUCGUUACACGCGUCACAACAUGGACACACCACACCUCGUUACACGUCACAACAUGGCCACACCACACCUCGUCACACGUCACAACAUGGCCACACCAUACCCGUUACACGUCACAACAUGGCCACACCAUACCUCGUUACACGUCACAACAUGGCCACACCACACCCAGUCACAACACGGCCACACCACACCACGUCACACGUCUCAACAUGGCCACACCACACCACGUCACACGACUCACAUGGCCACACCACACCACGUCACACGUCUCAACACGGCCACACCACACCACGUCACACGUCACAACACGGCCACACCACACCACACAUGGCACACCCACGUCACAACACGCACCGAAUCGCCUCAAAACCCGCCCGCCGAACCCAUGUUUUAUUCAAGCAGAUCGUUAUAA